Cucumis sativus (cucumber) is the source of this 610-nucleotide messenger RNA. RefSeq names its product protein translation factor SUI1 homolog 2. Gene Ontology annotation, molecular function: RNA binding; translation initiation factor activity. The transcript has a single exon. The record is from RefSeq and is a predicted model, not a curated record. Lineage: Eukaryota; Viridiplantae; Streptophyta; Magnoliopsida; Cucurbitales; Cucurbitaceae. The coding region runs from base 37 to 375 and encodes 112 amino acids. Gene Ontology annotation, biological process: translational initiation.
UUUCUUGGGUGCCUUUAGUUACCACAAGCAAAUUACAUGGUUGAUCUAGACGUCCAGAUUCCAAGCGCUUUCGAUCCCUUUGCUGACGCCAAAGACUCGGAUGCCCCCGGAACCAAAGAAUACGUCCAUAUAAGGGUCCAACAGAGGAAUGGAAAGAAGUGUCUAACAACAGUUCAAGGGCUUAAGAAAGAGUUCAGCUAUGAUAAGAUCCUCAAGGACCUGAAGAAGGACUUCUGUUGCAAUGGGAAUGUUGUGCAGGACAAAGAGCUGGGGAAGAUAAUCCAGCUCCAAGGCGAUCAGCGGAAGAACGUCUCUCAGUUCCUUGUUCAGGCCGGGCUUGUCAAGAAGGAUCAAAUCAAGAUACAUGGUUUUUAAGCAGGAUCCUUAAAUUGGUCUGCUGUUUAUGCUGUUUGUGUGUGAAUUAAGUUUUUAAUCGAAGGGUCGUGGGGAGAAGGAGAGAUUAUAUUGAUGAAUUGUCUUUAUAUAUAGUGCAAGCUAAGUCUGUCUGUUUCUGUUAUGGUUUGUUUUUACAUUGCAUUAACAAUAAGAGGAUUGCAAUGGAAUAUUAUGGCUUCGUUUUAUUAAUUAGUAAAAAGAAUGUUGACAAGAA